CUCAUCCUCUGCCGCCAUAUCCACGCCAGCCACACCCUUCUCUCUCGGGAUCCGUUUAUUUCGCCGUUUUCUUCAUCCUCGCUCUCUCAAAACAGAGACCCACACAGCUUCAUCACAAGCGUCCCGUGCUUCAGGGAUAUCCUUCUUCCAACCUCUUCCCUUCUCUCUCCUCUUCAAUCUCUUUCUCAAUUUUCUCCUCAUUGGGCUUUUCUCUUCCUGCUUCAAAAUCAAAACUUGAUGAAUUACUUCCUCUGAGAAGUAAGAUAAGAGGAAGAUCAAAAUAAAAGUUUUCUCCUCCUUCAAAAUUUUUUGGGUAGAAAUGGAACAGAAAGGCUUGUUGAUCUCAGCGUUGAGUGUUGGGGUUGGAGUUGGGGUGGGUAUAGGGUUGGCUUCUGGGCAAAGCGUAAGCAAAUGGGGAGCCAAUACCGGUUCCUCAAACGCCCUUACUGCAGAAAAGAUAGAGCAAGAAAUGCUUCGAUUGGUUGUUGAUGGCAGAGAAACCAAAGUCACCUUCGAUCAAUUCCCUUAUUAUCUCAGUGAGCAGACACGCGUGUUGCUGACAAGUGCUGCUUAUGUUCAUUUAAAACAUGCUGAGGUCUCUAAAUUUACUCGGAAUCUUUCUCCUGCAAGCCGGACUAUUCUACUCUCCGGACCAGCAGAACUUUACCAACAGGUGCUUGCCAAGGCUUUAGCUCAUUACUUUGAAGCGAAGUUGCUUCUGUUGGAUUUAACUGACUUUUCAUUGAAGAUCCAAAGUAGAUAUGGUUCUGGCAACAAAGAAUCCGUUUUUAAAAGGUCCACUUCAGAGUCAACUUUGGAGAGACUAUCUGGCUUAUUUGAAUCAUUUUCUAUCUUUCCACAGAAGGGGGAACCUAAAGUUGCAGGAAAGAUCAUCAGACAAAGCAGUGGAGUGGACCUCAGAUCAAUGGGGACUGAUGCAUCUUGCAAUGCUCCUAAAAUUCGUCGGAAUGCUUCUGCCUCUGCAAAUAUCAGUAGCCUUGCCUUGCAAAAUGCUCCUUCUAAUCCAGGUUACUUCAAGAACUUAUGGAAUCGAAUCAAUGAUGGUCCUCUUAAGCGCACAAGCAGUUGGUCAUUCAAUGAAAAGCUUCUUAUACAAUCUCUUUACAAGGUCCUUAGUUAUGUGUCAAAAACUUACCCCAUCGUGUUGUACCUGCGGGAUGUUGAUAAGUUGCUAAAUAGAUCACAAAGGACUUACAAGUUGUUACAAAAAAUGCUGGAGAAACUAUGUGGACCAGUUUUAAUUCUCGGUUCACGAGUUCUGGAUUCUGUUAAUGACUACAAUGAGGUAGACGAGAAACUUGCUUCAGUCUUCCCUUACAACAUCAAAAUUAGACCUCCAGAUGAUGAAUCGCAUCCUGUCAGCUGGAAAACUCAACUUGAAGAGGAUAUGAAAAAGAUACAGGUUCAGGAUAACAAAAAUCAUAUUUUGGAAGUACUUGCUGCCAAUGAUCUUGAGUGCGAUGAUCUAGAUUCCAUCUGUGUGGCAGACACAAUGGUUCUCAGCAAUUACAUAGAAGAGAUUGUUGUGUCAGCAAUUUCUUAUCAUUUAAUGAAAAACAAAGACCCAGAGUACAGAAAUGGGAAACUUGUUAUUUCAUGCAAUAGUUUAUCCCGAGCGUUGGGUAUAUUCCAAGACGGAAAAUCCAAUGGAAGAGAUACAUCAAAAUUGGAAGCUCAAGAUGUGAAAUCUGAGAAGGAAAUAAGGGAAGGUGCUGCUGUGAAGCCUGAAGCAAAGUCUGAAAAUGGUGCUCCAGAAAAGAAAACUGAAGGAGCAGCGAGAGCUUCAGUGGCAAAGGCUGAUAAUGCAACUUCAGUUCCUCCAGAACCCAAAGUCGUUGAACCUCCUCCAGAUAAUGAGUUUGAGAAGCGCAUAAGGGCAGAGGUAAUACCAGCAAAUGAGAUUAAUGUGACAUUUUCUGAUAUUGGUGCCUUAGAAGAGACAAAAGAAUCCCUUCAAGAACUGGUGAUGCUUCCACUACGAAGGCCGGACCUUUUCACCGGAGGCCUUCUAAAGCCUUGUAGAGGAAUAUUGCUGUUUGGUCCUCCUGGCACAGGGAAGACAAUGCUGGCUAAGGCCAUUGCAAGGGAGGCUGGAGCGAGCUUCAUCAAUGUAUCCAUGUCUACCAUAACUUCCAAAUGGUUCGGUGAAGAUGAAAAGAAUGUUCGAGCUUUGUUCACACUGGCAGCCAAGGUCUCCCCAACUAUUAUAUUUGUUGAUGAGGUCGAUAGCAUGCUUGGCCAACGCACAAGAGUUGGAGAGCAUGAAGCCAUGAGAAAAAUAAAGAAUGAAUUCAUGGCUCAUUGGGAUGGCCUUAUGACAAAACCAGAUCAGCGCAUCCUUGUUCUUGCUGCAACCAACAGGCCCUUUGAUCUAGAUGAAGCCAUUAUCAGGCGAUUCGAAAGAAGAAUUAUGGUAGGGCUUCCAUCUGCAGAAAACAGGGAAAAGAUUUUGAGGACUCUUUUGUCUAAAGAAAAGGUAGACGAUCAAGUUGACUUUAAGGAGCUAGCAACUAUGACAGAAGGAUAUACUGGAAGUGAUUUGAAGAAUCUAUGCACAACUACUGCUUAUCGGCCUGUUAGAGAGUUAAUUCAGCAGGAGAGACUGAAGACUCUGAAGAAGAAGCAGAAAGCUGCUAAUAAAGAUGUACAAGACAGACAUAGAGAACAAUCUACAACGGAAGAUGCCCCAGAUGCUGUGAAUGCACAAGAGGAAGUUGAACAGGAAAGAGUUAUUGUCCUUAGGCCAUUGAACAUGCAGGACUUCAGAGAGGCCAAAAAUCAGUUUUGGGAACAUAGGUUGCUGCAAGCUUUGCAGCUGAGGGAGCAGGAAUGAGUGAGUUGAAGCAGUGGAAUGACUUAUAUGGUGAAGGUGGUUCAAGAAAGAAACAGCAAUUAAGUUACUUCCUAUGAGAUUUGCAUUCAAGGAAAUUAAAUAAUCCACAGCUGAAUCCUUCUGGUAGAAUCGUAAGUCUCCAUUUUCAGAAUUUGAUGAUAGUGAGGAGGCCAUUUUCCACUGAGCAAACAUCUAUCAAGCUAUAUCAGUAAAUACUUCACACAGUAGUAUGUUGCUGAUGCUUCAUUUUGAGCACAAGAACAGCUACAUUUAGUGUUGUACGUCCAUGGCUCCGUGGAUGGAGAAUGAAACAUAUAUAGUCCAUAGUUAAGGAGUAUAUAUAUAUAUAUAUAUAUAUAAUGUAGUUAGUCUUAAAGAGGAGCUUGUAUUAUCUGUGCAAUGGUGUGGUCAGCUUUCUGUAUGUUACAGAAGUUUGGAGAGAGGCAUUGUUUGUCAGCACGAUGAUGAUUGUUUUAUCAAACUUCCUCUCUUAUUAUGGAAAAGAAGAAAUCGAUGAUGAUUCAAUGUUUA
Messenger RNA from Prosopis cineraria, 3385 nucleotides. RefSeq names its product peroxisomal ATPase PEX6. Gene Ontology annotation, cellular component: mitochondrial outer membrane. NCBI's taxonomy places the organism in Eukaryota, Viridiplantae, Streptophyta, Magnoliopsida, Fabales, Fabaceae. The record is from RefSeq and is a predicted model, not a curated record. Gene Ontology annotation, molecular function: ATP binding; ATP hydrolysis activity. Bases 320 to 2854 code for a protein of 844 amino acids. The transcript is spliced from 16 exons.